Molecule: messenger RNA, 3420 nt
Organism: Anarrhichthys ocellatus (wolf-eel)
Lineage: Eukaryota; Metazoa; Chordata; Actinopteri; Perciformes; Anarhichadidae
Gene: slc35f1
Product: solute carrier family 35 member F1
Exons: 8
Coding region: 173-1429 (418 amino acids)
Biological process (GO): transmembrane transport
Cellular component (GO): membrane
Molecular function (GO): transmembrane transporter activity
Source: RefSeq, a predicted model, not a curated record
GUUCCGAAUCCCGUAGUUUGUCGUCGGGUGAGGGGAAGCGCAUCCAUGCGGGAGGUUAGUUCCGCCUUGACAAUAACAUCGUUGCCACGCGCCGCUGUGUAUUCCCCUUUGAACUGCAACUCGGCUCUGCAAACACGGAGACCAGGAGGGUCCGCUGAGGUGAGCCUGCUUCAUGUCCCCUCCCUCUCCUCCUCCUCCUCCCCCUCCUCCUCCUCGUCCUCCCCCGGAGCAGAAUGCGCUGAUCUCCGCUCAGUCUGGGGGAAAAAAUAGAAUGAUGUCUGUCGUCUCCACUGUGGAGAGCGUCCCCAGAGUUACGGGCACCCCGGCGCCGAGCCUUUACCAGCGGAUCAGGAGGGUCCUAACCAGGGACCUGCUGGUGACCCUCGCCCUGGGUCAGGUCCUGUCCUUGUUAAUCUGUGCCAUCAGUCUGACCAGCAAGUACCUGACUGAUAAAUUCCAUGCCAACACGCCGGUGUUCCAGAGCUUCCUCAACUACAUCCUGCUGUUUCUGGUCUACACCACCACACUGGCAGUCAGGCAAGGGGAAGGGAACCUGCUGGCCAUCCUGAAGCAGCGCUGGUGGAAAUACAUGAUUCUGGGUUUGAUAGACAUCGAGGCCAACUAUCUGGUGCUCAAAGCUUACCAGUACACCACACUCUCCAGUGUACAGCUGUUGGACUGUUUUGUCAUCCCAGUGGUCCUGCUGCUCUCCUGGUUCUUUCUUUUGGUGAGGUACAAGGCCGUCCACUAUGUCGGGGCAGGACUCUGUCUGCUGGGUGUCGGCUGCAUGGUGGGAGCUGACAUCCUGCUUGGUCGGCAGCAAGGAUUUGGAGAGCAGAAGCUGUUUGGGGACCUCUUGGUCCUGGGUGGAGCGACGCUCUACGGGAUCUCCAACGUCUGUGAGGAGUUCAUCGUGAAGAACCUGAGCCGCGUGGAGUUCCUCGGCAUGAUGGGACUCUUCGGAUCCUUCUUCAGCGGCAUCCAGCUGGCCAUCAUGGAACACAAGGAGCUGCUGAGGGUACCCUGGGACUGGCAGAUAGGUCUUCUGUACAUUAGUUUCAGUGCCUUCAUGUUCGGCCUGUACAGCUUCAUGCCGUUGGUGAUAAAGAGAACAAGUGCCACCUCAGUCAAUCUCUCUCUGCUGACAGCCGACCUGUACAGCUUCUUCUGUGGCCUCUUCCUCUUUCACUACAAGUUCUCGGCCCUCUAUUUGUUGUCGUUCUUCAUCAUUAUCUUGGGCCUGGUCCUUUACGCCACCUCGUCCACCUACGUUGCUCAGGACCCGCGAGUCUACAAGCAGUUCAGGAACGCGGGCGGCCAGCAGGCCACCGACCGGCCUCCGCUCAGCGCUGGAGUCCUGGAGCCCUCCGUCACCUACACCAGCCUGGGUCCCGAGGCGGGGGACGAGAUUCCCGUACGCGUCGCCUAAGAUCUGGGAGGGAGUUUAGUCAGUCAGGCUGGUGAAUCAGCGAGCCAGCUGCAGCCUCCAGUUUCUGCCCAAAAAAUUGUAUACAGAGAAAUAUACUGACUGUACCUGGUCUCCUGAGCAGGGCAGCUGGGUGAUCACCCAGGUAGGUCCUGCUUAUCAUUUAAUGGCCUGUAUUGGUGAGCAAAGUCUCCACCUGCUCAGGGACCGAGUUAAGACAAAUACAUGUAUCUGAAAAAUGAAUAAGCAGAAUGUCGUUAAAACAAAUAGCAAAGUGAGUGAAACUGUUGAGUUCACUGUGAACAAAGACUGUGAGUAGAUGGUAUUGUACUUUUACUGUAUUUAAUCUACUUUCUUUUUUUAUAUCUGUCAAGAAUGUUUGUGCUUCACACGUGUAUAUGUUAAAGCUGUAUUCAUUUGACUUUGUUAUGAUCUGAUUGGAAUCUACUGUGUUUAUAAAUUCACCUGCUCACAUUCAAUGACGAGCUUAGUAAGUAAUACGCAGAUUUGAGUCAGUUAAUACUUCCAUAGCAGGGACACAAGUGAGGAAUGAAAGAUGAAUGGCAGUUCAUAAAAUCCAUUUACCGUCUUUGUAUCACGCAAAGCUGCGCUGUAUGUAAAUACAUUGCAUCAGCUACUGAAGGUUUGUAGGCUGGUACAAAUAUAUUUAGUCUUGUCAUAUCUAAGUUUGACUACUUUUACGCCAAAAAUAGCAUUCAGUAGCCUAUUUACCUUCAUCUUGAGACAGAAUUUACAGAAAGUAAAUCAUUGAACUGACGAAAAAUCUUUCGAGAGUUUAUUUUGGGGUCUGUUCAGGUGGCAGGGUGGGUUCUUGCAUUUAAUUAUCUGCAUUUACACUCAGGUGUUUUAUGCACUUAUUAAAAAUGGAUAUCUGGAAAUAGAUGAAUGGAAAUGCAGCCACUGGCCCUGGAAGUAAAAUUCCCAUAAAUUAUUGCAAUAGACAAUAUUACACGACUCAUCAUCAAAAAAUAAUCAUAAAAUCAUCAAAACUACUGGGUAACUCUAUUAAACCCAACCUUCCUGGUAAACACCCAAGUCUUCCAAACUCCACACCUCCUGUUUGUAAUGCGGCCGUUUUAUUGUUCUCCAAUCCCAAACCGAGAUAACCCUGAUGACAUCACUAUGAUGUCAUUUUCUCAGACUUGACGAAGCUCCUCCCGAGCCACAGAAGACGUACAACAAUAAGUAAGGUAGAGCUAACCAUGACGAGGAAUGACCAUGAGCAAACUGUUGUGUUGUUGGUUUGGCUGUUAUCAGGAAGUGACAGAAUGGAGGUUUGAUAUGCUGCCGUUGUAUUAAACCCGUAUCCUUACCAAAACUGCUGUUUACCAGAUGAAAAUGAAGAAGACAGGAGAUGUUUAAUUAUGUUCUCGUUUUUUUGCCAUUUCACUGUGGACGGCCGAUCUGAAAUCACUGCCGUGAACUGAACCGUGUUGUCCACGUAUGGUGCAUUUUCAGAUGUAUUAACAUCAGUGUGAAUGUUGCCCUAAUAUUGGUUUAUAUGAGUGCUGAGAUACUCUACCGCUCAAAUCCAACUGACUGGUUCUUCUUACUGCUCAGUGUGCACACCAUGAGAAACGUGAGACUGUUGUUUCAUGAGAGGAAAAGUGUGCUCAAGGCUUAGGAGCAUUAUUUGAUCCCUUGUAUUAUUUGUCUGUUCUUCCUAUUUAAGUCCUAAUUCUGUUUGAAACCUAAUAUUGGAAGCAAUACAUUUGCCUGUGGAUUUACAGGAGAGACGUAACAGGGUUACUGAACGGACCGAAGAUAAAGCUGUUCACUUGGUUUGGUCUGCUUCUUUGUUGACUUCAUGACUGUAUAUAAUCUCCUGUCUGGAUUAUUUCCGAGGGACUUUCUUGACGCUCCUCUUUCAAUGGCCUUUUGUAUCCUGUUUGGUGUAGUGCAUCGGAGUUGCUGUCUACAAUGUGCUUACAAUGAUGUUACUUAUUGUAAAAUAAAGCAUCUUUGUCAGAACA